Messenger RNA from Limulus polyphemus (Atlantic horseshoe crab), 3490 nucleotides. RefSeq names its product mitochondrial pyruvate carrier 1-like (gene Mpc1). NCBI's taxonomy places the organism in Eukaryota, Metazoa, Arthropoda, Merostomata, Xiphosura, Limulidae. The coding region runs from base 40 to 405 and encodes 121 amino acids. The record is from RefSeq and is a predicted model, not a curated record. Gene Ontology annotation, biological process: pyruvate import into mitochondria. Gene Ontology annotation, cellular component: mitochondrial inner membrane. The transcript is spliced from 6 exons.
UACAUUGAUCAUUCUUACAACAUUAGUUCAACGGUUGAAAUGGCUGGUGUAGGUAGGCUGUUUCGGCAGGGUGCUAAUUAUCUGAAGAGCAAAGAAUUUCGUCAAUAUCUAUGCAGUACGCAUUUCUGGGGCCCAGUGGCAAAUUGGGGAAUACCUCUUGCUGCUCUUGCUGAUCUAAAGAGAGACCCAAGUAUAAUCAGUGGAAAAAUGACACUUGCUUUGUGCAUCUACUCUUUGUUGUUCAUGCGAUUUGCUUGGAAGGUUCAGCCUCGAAACCUCCUUUUGUUUGCAUGCCAUUUCACCAAUGAAUCAGCACAAGUAACUCAAGGUUGUAGAUUUAUAAACUACGAGUAUCUAGGUGGGAAAAAAACAUUGGAAGCAGAAAAUACUAGCCAUGCUGAAUGAGAUGUCUUCAAGUCUUAUAGCCCCUUGUUUCUCUAGCUAUAUCUCAGUGAUGAAAUCAACAAAUAUUACUUUGUCUAAGCAUUUCAUGGAUAGUACAUAAAACAAGAAAUACAGAUGGAAAAUUGUGUCUGUUCAGAAAAUAUUCAUUGGAUAUAUACUUUGUUUUUAGAAAGUUAUUUGUACUGAUGUUAUUUAUAGACUCAGAGCUUUAGACAACUUUAUCAGUUGUAGAUCUAACAUUAUCAAGACAUCUAAUCUUACUAAAACAUUCAUGUAUAAAAUUAAGAUAAAAUUAUGAGCCUCACUGUAGUAUAGACUGAAAAGUUAUUUAAAAUGAUAUGUUGUAUUCUAAGUUAUUUUAUAAUAGUGUAGUAGACAUAUUUUAGCAGUCAACUUUUUUCUAAAAUCUAUACAGAUUUACUGAUGAAUCAAGUACUUAAAAGUUGUUUUUUUCUCAGUCUUUUUCUGCAAUUUUUUUAAUGAAAAAAUUACAUUUCAUCAUUUAUGGAUGCAUUCCAGUUACUUUGAAUUAAAUAAAAAAGUCUGUAAACAGUUUCUGCCAUAAAUCACAGCCAUGAAGAAGUGUAUUAAAUGUAAUGCACUAGGAAAAGUGCAUCUUGUCCUGAGGGCAAAAUUACAUUGAAUUAAAAAUCACAGAAUAUAAAUGUGUAGUUGUUCUUUAACACAUUUUUUAAAAAUAUUUCAUAGUUUAAAUUUAUUUAAUACAAAGGUUUAUCUGUUUAAUUUUAUACAUAAAAAAAACUUUUAAGAUUUAAAAUUUAGACUUUUUAUUGAAGUCAUAGGCUAGUGACCUAAACAGGUAAGGAAAGCUUGUUUUCUGUUUAUUUCAACUGUAUAAACCAAUGUAACUUUGGUUUUAGUUGAUACUCACAUAGAAAUUGGAAAAAAUUGAUAAAACUUAAGUAGAUGACAUGUUUCUAGUAGAAAAGAUGUUUGUGAACAACUUUCAUCACUAUUGCAGUCCUGAUGUUUUUGAAACUUGCUUUAUCAUUUUGCUUCAUUGAAAUUAUGAUCUUGCAAAAGAAAAGAAACAAGAUGAAGUAGGUUUAGUUACAUAAUUUUGGACUUGACUGAAACAAGUUUCGUUUUGCCUAAAAAGCCUUUCUUUUUUUUUACCCUUGGGGCUUUGUUUACAUUAGGCCUUAUCAGCCUAAGUAGCUGCUGAAAUGACAUGGAACAUACCAAAAGGAAAUGUAAAAUAAUACAUAAAUGGAAGUAUAAUGUUUUUAAAACUUAUUUCAUAUAUGAAACAAAACCAUAUGGUUGACAUUUUUAAAAAAAGCUUUCUUAUAAUUUGUGUAUGGUGAAAAGUUAUUUUUAUUUUACAGCAGUGAUUAAAAACACACGCACACAGAAAAUUAAAACUGCGUGUGGUGUUUUUUCAAAUGAAAGCAAAGUUAAAAUUUAUUGUUUAUAAAAUAAAACCUUUAUAGAAAACCUAAGGGAACAUAGGAAAACAAAGAUCAAUAAUUGAAUUCUACAAUAAAUGUAAGCACUUGUAAUUGUGCAUACAAAAAAUGUUUUAUGUGCAGAAGCUACAUAAUACAUAGAACAUUCAUUGAAGAUUCAAACUAUUUUAUCUUGUAAUUUCUUUUUUGUAUUGUAAUUUUAAAAACUAAAUGCCCUACAGGUUUAUUGGAUUGCACCAUUGUUGUUUAGAGUUAAUGGUGCUUUUGAAAAUAUUAAAACCCAAUAUUCAGUUUGAAACCUGAAAGAAAUCUGUGGAUCAGUUUGUCUAUUGGAAAAUUUUUAUUUUUAGCUCAGUAAUGGGAAUACACUUUGUUAAUGCAACCCAUUUAUAGUAAGUAUAUAGUUGAUCUGCAUUUUUUUUUCACAAUGUUUCUUAGAUUAUGAUUUAACAUAAAAGUAGAGUAUGUUUCAGAGAUUAGUUUGCUUUUAACUGAACAUGAAUAUUUUUGUUGAUGAUUGUGUGUUAGGUUUUCAUUCUGUGUUGAUUUGUAGCAAUGUUUUAAAUUUUUUAUAAGAUAUAUUCCAAACUGAUGUUUUUCCGUCCAAAAUAAUAGAUUGUACAAGUACUGGCACAGUGAAUCAGUAUGAGUUUUUAGAUGAGAUUUAAGUUUGGCUUAAAAAUUGAAGUUUCAAAACAUAACGCUGGUUCAUUUUUUGUCAUCUAUUUUAUUCUUUUGUAAUCUAUAUUUUCCCCCUGAGUGUGACUUAACUAAAGAAAAUGCCAGUUAUACAUGUUGCAAUUACAAGUGUUACUUGAAAGUUCAUUAUUGAACUAUUUUAUUUUGAAUCUGGUAUUUUUCAUCAAAUAGUGUACAUAGCACUUGGAAUAUAUGAAAAUGUUAUGGGGAAUUUUUAGAAUGUCAUCAUUAUACUUGGGAACAAUAAUGUAUGGAUCUUAUAGGAAUUAAAAUCUGGCAAAGUAAGUCAAUGUAGUAAUUUCUAAUGCUUUCACAACUUAAGUUUUGUAUGACAUUUCUUACAAGAUAUCAUAUUUUUAACUUGUAUUUUGUUCAGCCUACAGAUAGGUACAAUAAUCAGUUGAUUAGUUACUAUUGUGUAGAAAACUUGGAAUAAUUCUAGGUUUACUAUGAAAUCUAGUCCUUAAUCUUCUUUUAACAUAUGUUAUUUUAUUAUUUGAAUUGUAAUAAAUAUUUUCAUUAUUUUAAUACCUGCAAUAAAGUACAAAGAUGAAUAAAGCAAUAAAUAUUGGAUUACUACUACAUAUUUCUGCAUAUUUAUGAAACAAGUCAAUUGGCUCUUUUAACCAGGUUAAAAGUUUUAUUGAAUCUUGAGUGACUAGUUGUUUUGUGAAAAUUCACCUUAUUUUAUUUUAGUACAUCAUUAAAGUCUGUCCUAUCUAUGAUUUGCUGAAUACUGUAAUGAAUAAAGAUGAUUGCUCAUUACUAGUUUUUGAAAGGAGUUAUAGAAAUUAGUUUAAGCCAAAUUAUAUAUCCAUGAGAAGAUGUAUGGAUAUUUGUUUUUAAAUAUAUUAAGCUCAUAGAAACAGUUUGAUUUUUUUGUUGUAAUUGUUAUUAGAAGGCUUGUAAUAGAAUUUAUUUAUCCUCAGUUGUGUAAUAAAGUUUACAUAAACAGU